Lathyrus sativus (Indian pea) is the source of this 297-nucleotide messenger RNA. Lineage: Eukaryota; Viridiplantae; Streptophyta; Magnoliopsida; Fabales; Fabaceae. The record is from the annotation of a GenBank genome assembly.
AUGUACACUUUCGGACAACCAUACCGUCCAUACUCCACCCACCCUCCCCGACAAUCGUACCAAAACAUGGGCAUUGCCCUUGACUACGGAAGUGCAUGUGACAUGGGACCUCCCGGCUAUUGGGGUCAAAUGAUGCAAGAUCUAGCUGAUACGCCGGGGCCGUCCCAACAGAACCCUCCACCACAACUCAACACACAACAUCCUGACACACCACAACAACAUCGUCGAAGACCUCGUCGCAACACGCGUCCCCCCCAACGUGGCACCGGUGGUCACUUGGAUAGAGCCGAUCAUUAA